Paraglomus occultum is the source of this 2184-nucleotide messenger RNA. The record is from the annotation of a GenBank genome assembly. NCBI's taxonomy places the organism in Eukaryota, Fungi, Glomeromycota, Glomeromycetes, Paraglomerales, Paraglomeraceae.
AUGUUCUCUUCUCAGGCACAAGAGAAUGAGUCAGACAACAAUAAUCCGCCGGUAGAUAGCGAACAGCGUUCUCCUCCAAAAGCAAAGGGAAGAGGAUUUAUCCCGUCUACUGCUAAACCCACCGUUGAAGUUACGAUCGGGAAAGUAGGAGUUGAGGUGGCGGAAGGCGGCUCGUCUACCGCAAAGCUCAAUGCAGCGAUUGCCGCUGCGAAAGCAGGUGGUGGGGUGGAGAAUGACCAAAAUGCAAGCGAUUGGGUUGAUGUAAAUGAAACCGAGGAAGAAAGUGGCCCUACAAUUCAUCAAGCGGCGGCUCAAGGCGAAUUCCACACGGUGGCUCAUCUUUUGAACAGCGGUCAGGCUACUGUGAACGAUCGUGACCAGCAAGGAGCGACACCAUUGCAUUGGGCAGCAAUAUCUAACCAUGUGGUUGUCGCGAGGUUUUUGAUUGAUGCUGGCGCGGAUGUAAAUGCGGUUGGAAGCGACUUGAUGGCGACACCAUUACAUUGGGCGGCAAGGUUUGUGGGUGGGUUUGGAGUCGGGGAAGAGGAUGGAAAACUAUAUAAAGGGUAUUCAGCUUGGGAAUGGUGUGAUUAUCGGAAGCUAUCCGGUCAAUAUUUGAACCCAGCACUACGCGACGGACAAGGCUUUAAUGCCCUCCACCUUUCCGUUCAUUCGAUGAACAGCAUGCUUGUCCUAUUCCUUAUAUAUACAUCAAUCGACAUCGAUACGCCUGACGCUCUUCACCAUACACCGUUAAUGUGGGCUGCCUAUCAAGGUGAUCCGUCUACCGUUGACAUUUUAUUAAAGCAUAAUGCAUCAGUAUCAAAAAUCGAUAAUACGCAGUUUACUGCGUUACAUUGGGCAGUUGUAAAGGGAAAUAAACUUUGUAUUAGAAAGUUAUUGGAUGCAGGUGCAGAUGCCAAGGCAAAAGAGGAAAAUGGAAAGACACCUGCGGAUAUGGCGAGGGAAUUGAAUAAAGUGGACGUCUGGCGGAGUGCUCUGCGUGAGGCGGGAAGAAGACGCGACGGUGAACCCAGAGUAACGUUAUUUGACGAGUGUAUUCCAAGCGAGUGCGUUCUGGGUCGCCUUCACGUGGAUUACGAGGGUUAUGUUUUGUAUCCUUUAAAAGAAGUUAUAAAAAUUGCCGAUGUAUCUCUUCGGUACCUGGGAUCCAUGUAUUGUUUCUAUAGAGCAGUAUUGGCAGACCCAGGAUUCAUUCAUAAAUUUCAAUCUCAAGAAGAGCAGAAACAGCUUGUUAUCGAACUUGCGAAUAAAGGGACAUUGGAUAUUAGGCACUUUUGUGCAACAUGCUUAAUAAAGAAACCCCUAAGAUCCAAACAUUGCAAAAUAUGUAAUCGAUGUGUGGCCCGCUUUGAUCAUCAUUGUCCAUGGAUAUUUAACUGCAUUGGAGUAAGAAAUCAUCGACCGUUUAUGAUAUUUCUUAUUAUGAUGAUUGCAGGGGUAUCAAGUUUCCUGUAUCUUAGUAAAGAAUACCUUUCGACAACUUCCUCAUCUUAUCAACCGAUCCCGUCCCAGCCCUGUGUACUACCUUCUACAAUAUGUGCCUGGUUCCAACACGAUACUUGGACGCUAGCACUCUGCAUCUGGAUUGGACUACAACUGACAUGGAGCAUCGGUCUGUUCUUGAUGCAGUCAUAUCAAAUUGCAUCAGCAAAGACAACCAAUGAAAUGGCAAACUUUCAUCGAUACUCAUAUCUGAGUCGUCGCGGAGGCGCAAGAGUGAGAGAGAACAUUCUAGCCACAUUAUCUGCUGGACCUGGUGCUGCAAGUGCAGCACAAGUGGGCGAGGAAGAGAGUGGGUUCGGAGAUCAUGCAAGAGUGAAUAAUAACGAACUUGGAAAUAACGGUCUGCCGGGAGGGAGAGCAGCACAGCUUCUACAAGAACAAUCAGAUGCUUCGGCGUAUGAAGAUAGAUUUAACAAUGGUUGUCUCAAGCUAUUCGUUGGAAGGUCUAGAAAACGCAGAUAUCGUGUACCAGAGAACAAUAACCCAUUUGACUUUGGUUGCUGGAAUAAUUGCGCAGACUUUUGGACUCAGGGCAAUGGUGGGAUGCUGCAACAUGUUGAUUGGUAUGGACUAUACGAUGUACCUCUUAUUGAGAGGUCUGUUAAUAGGAGAAGUGGAGGGUAUGUUGCAGUUGCUGCGACUGAUGAUAACGUGUAA